CAAUCCUUAUCGCUAUCAGUCUGCAUGUGCUACCUAGUCUACCUACUUAUUUGUACAUACAUGGUGGUGGGGUUAUUGGGAAUCUAUCGAAACCACCGCCCAAAAGAAGGGAGCGCAAUCAACUUUGUGAAUGAAAUUCAGCUUCUCUACCCUCACACUCAUUUUCGUUGUGAGACAGUAAAGAUGAGGCUCAAGGAUGUGCACCGCCUAGAACUGCCGCCAACGGCAGACAUGCAUGUCCACUUGCGACAAGGCGAGGUUAUGAACCUUGUAACUCCCUACAUUCGAAGGGGAGGAGUAGACACUGUUUUUGUCAUGCCCAACCUGCAACCCCCCGUCACCAGUGUUGCUGCUGCUUUGGAGUACCAGUCUCAACUGCAAGCCGUCGAGCCUGGAGUCAAUUAUUUGAUGUCUCUCUAUCUUCACCCUUCUGUCACUCCUGAAGUAAUUGCUGAAGCGGCAAAGGCCGGCAUUGCAGGGGUUAAGCUGUACCCCCAGGGCGUCACUACAAACUCUGAAUCAGGCGUUGCUGGCGACUUCGUUGAGGUCUACGCGCCCACUUUCGCUGCCAUGGAGGAACACGACAUCGUAUUGAAUCUACAUGGGGAAGUACCUGGAACUGUACCAACCGAUGAUGUCUCUCUUGAGGAGCUCUUCCUUCCCACUCUAAAGAGGCUAAACGAGAAAUUUCCGAAGCUUCGCAUCAUUCUCGAGCACUGCUCCACUGCAGCAGCUGUAGAUGCAGUCCAAUCUUGUAGCCCAACAGUCGCAGGUACGAUAACGGCGCAUCACUUGUACUUGACAGGCGACAUAAGUGAGGUAGACCCGCACGCCUUUUGCAAGCCGAUCCCAAAGACGCCCACGGAUCGAGAUGCUCUCUUGAAGGCUGCCUGCAGCGGAAAUCCCAAAUUCUUCUUUGGGAGCGACAGUGCGCCCCAUCCAUUAGCUAACAAGCAAGGCAAGCCUGUGCCAGCAGGUGUUUUCACUCAGCCCUACGCGACACAGCUUGUCUUGCUAGCCCUAGAAGAAGCAACCGAAAAGGGAAUUGUUGACGAGAAGGACAUUACGCAGGAGAGAAUUGGAGGCUUUCUGAGCUUAAACGGUAGGCGGUUUUACAAGCUACCAGAGCCCUCACCUUCGGGUCCACGAAUUGUAGUAAAGAAGACAGGCGAAACUAUACCAGCAAGUAUCCGAAACACCGACGGAACACUAGAGAUCGGCAUCUCAAAAUCUGAUGCUACUGUAUUCAGCUUGUGCUGGGCUUCUGAAUAGACUGCCAUCUUGUACUCGGUAGCGACGAGAGAGAAGAAGACAAAGAAAAAGAAGAAUCAAUCACGGUGUCGCUCACCUCAAUAGAUGUCUUAGUUCUUCCUUUUAACUAUGAAGCUAAAGUAAAGCACGAAGAAGAUCGUGAACGACGUCAUUUGAUAAGGGGCCUUGCCCCACUCUGCGACCCUGACUGCAUUAGCUAGGGUGCAGUACUUCAU
Molecule: messenger RNA, 1487 nt
Organism: Xylaria bambusicola
Lineage: Eukaryota; Fungi; Ascomycota; Sordariomycetes; Xylariales; Xylariaceae
Product: Dihydroorotase
Exons: 8
Coding region: 25-1272 (415 amino acids)
Biological process (GO): 'de novo' pyrimidine nucleobase biosynthetic process; pyrimidine nucleotide biosynthetic process
Cellular component (GO): cytoplasm
Molecular function (GO): dihydroorotase activity
Source: RefSeq, a predicted model, not a curated record